[Torrubiella] hemipterigena is the source of this 2975-nucleotide messenger RNA. NCBI's taxonomy places the organism in Eukaryota, Fungi, Ascomycota, Sordariomycetes, Hypocreales, Clavicipitaceae. The record is from the annotation of a GenBank genome assembly.
GUUUCAACAUCUUCAGCGCUGUUCACCACCCGGCAUCUCGACCUCCAACGCGAACAAUCUGUAAAAUAACCGAUCGAUGCACCUCCGGAAAUUCGUUAUUUAUUAGAAAUACACGCGAACAUCUCAUACAAUGGCCGCUAGUCCGGCGUCUCACAAGCCUAGGCGCAAGGGCAACAAGAACCUACUGUCUGAAGAUGGCGAGACGCGCAUCCGCACCGAGACCGUGGUUAGAGCACCAACAUUCCCGUUGGCGUCUUUCCUAUGGCCCAUGAGACCAUCACACUCGCAAUGGGAGGUGUUGCCUGUGAUCUUGAUGGUCGCUGGCCUGUUUCGAUGGGCGGCUAGCCUCUGGGGAUUUUCUGGUUUCGAGCGACCCCCCAUGUUCGGCGACUACGAAGCACAACGACACUGGAUGGAAAUCACCAAGCAUCUGCCCAUCUCCCAGUGGUACUUUCACGAUCUUCAGUGGUGGGGGCUCGACUACCCUCCCCUGACCGCAUAUCACAGCUGGCUGCUCGGCCAGAUUGGAAGCUGGUUGAACCCUGCGUGGUUUGCUCUAUUUACAUCACGCGGUAUCCAUGAUGACAACCUCAAGAUCUUCAUGCGCGCUAGCGUUAUUAUCUCCGAGUACCUGAUUUACAUUCCCGCCGUGGUCAUCUUUGUCCGCCGCUUCAGCCGUGUCAAUGGCCUCGCUACAUGGACCAGCAAUGUUGCCCUGGUGGCGAUUCUCAUGCAGCCGGGACUUAUUCUGAUUGACCACAUUCAUUUCCAGUACAACGCGGUUAUGCUUGGUCUCGUGGUUGCCAGCAUGUCGAGCCUCCUUGCUGAACGAUACCGCUGGGCCGCUGUCUUCUUUGUUGCGUCUCUUGGCUUCAAGCAGAUGGCGCUGUACUAUGCAUUCAGCGUCUUUGCUUACUUGUUGGGACGCUGCUUCUAUCCUCGUGUUAACAUUGGUAGACUCAUUGGCAUUGCCAUCACUACGAUCAUUGCCUUUGGUAUUCUCGUUUUGCCCAUCAUUCUGGGUACGCUGCACGACACACACCGCGGCAUCGAAGCUAGACCAGAACUCAACGGCAACCUCCCACCUCUUCCGUUGCUUACGUUCAUUACCGACUACGUUGACACCAAGGCGUGGUACUAUGCCAUUAUUGUCCAGCUGGUGCAGAUGGUCCAUCGCAUCUUCCCCUUUGCCCGCGGUCUCUUUGAAGACAAGGUCGCCAACUUUUGGUGCGCUGCCAACGUCGUCAUCAAGCUGCGUCACUAUCCUGCCGACCUACUGCAAAAGGCAGCCCUUGCCGCCACUCUACUGGCCAUUAUCCCGCCGAACAUCGUUCUCUUCAUGCGCCCUCGCAAGACGACCAUGCCUCUGGCUUUCGCCGCCACAGCCUGGGGCUUCUUCCUUUUCAGCUACCAGGUCCAUGAGAAGAGUGUACUUUUGCCAUUGAUGCCCAUGACUCUACUUUUGGCUGGUAAGCAGGGUAUGAAUGGCAACAACCGUGCUUGGGUUGGUUUCGCCAACCUCCUCGGUGCCUGGACCAUGUUCCCUCUUCUCCAGCGCGUCGACCUUGGCAUCCCAUAUGCUAUUUUGACGUUGCUCUGGGCUUACCUUCUUGGUCUACCACCAACGGCUUGGAACACCUCUUUCCAAGAGUCUACAUCGCCGCUGGUAAUCCAGUGGGCAACCUCACUUCUUCACGGAGGCUUCUACGUCUUGAUGCUUGUCUGGCACGUGGUGCAGGCCUUUGUCCCGCCACCUCUUAACAAGCCUGACCUAUGGAUCGUCGCCAAUGUUGGAAUUGGUGCUGCUGGAUUCAUGAUUUGCUACGCUUGGUGCCUCUGGAGAUUACUCGAGGAGAGUGAUCUGCUGCCUCGCCCCAGCAACAAGGUUAAGAAGCAGUAAGCUGCCAUACAAAACGGUGAUGCGGAGGUGAAGCUUAAUUUUUCCUGUACAUACUACACAUAGGGUUUCCUUCUGUUUUAAUUCAAAAUGCAUAUUUCUCUGGUUCACAAGUUGUAAUCACCAUCAUUCACAGUAAGACACGGACCGUUAAAGAUAAUUUGAAAAAAUCAUGGUUGCUUUUUUAUUUCCCAAAGCCUGGACCUAGACCACGCACCGAGCGUAUCCAGGCAUAAACCCUGGCCGACUAAUCCUCCCACGAAUUAUACAUGAUAGAACCGUCAUACAACCGGAUACAGACUUUUCCCAACUUCGUAUGCUUUCGUUAAAGUACAGACCCGAUAUGGGUUGCUUAAUCGAAGAGACCGAAGCCCAUGUCCUCAUCAGACUCCUCCUUCUCCUCCUCCUUCUCCUCAGCGGCGGGAGCGUCAGCAGCGGCAGCGGCACCACCGGCGGCAGCAGCACCACCAGCGGCGGCACCACCAGAGGGAACGGAAGCGAGCUUGGCGCUACCAGCCUCGAUCAACUAUUACAGAAACACAUGUUAGCCGUCUGCGUCGACACAGAUCUUUCUUCAAUUCGGAAGUAUAGCGUACCUCAGCGAGGGUCUUGCCCUUGAGCUCAGAGACGAUGGUGGAGAGACGGUCCUCAUCAGCCUCGAUACCGACAGACUCGAGAACGGUCUUGAUGUCGGCGGCAGAGGGAGACUCGUUACCGGCGAGGCCGAGAAGAAGGUAAGCGGCGACGUGCUUCAUUUUGAAUGUCUGUAGCGAAAAGGAUUCAGUUAGCUAUUUGCUUGGAUUUUUUUUCGCCAGUCUUUGCGCUGCCCAUGUGCCUUUAUGUGUCGUUGCUUGCAAUCGCGGCGUGACUCAAUGGCUGCCUGUAAUUGAAAGGCAACAGGCACAUGAUGCAAUGACUGUACUUGUCGACAUACAUUUGAAAGUUCGAGAGGAACACGAGAUAUCAAUCACUUUAACCGCGAGUUGGGGCGGAGACUGAGACUUCAAGUGUCGUUGGGUGUGGGAGAGAGAGAAGAUGGAAAUCCCGUGACGGCGAGGAAGUGGACAUAAGAAUUUUG